This is a messenger RNA of Pichia membranifaciens NRRL Y-2026, 963 nucleotides long. RefSeq lists its product as hypothetical. The transcript has a single exon. The record is from RefSeq and is a predicted model, not a curated record. Gene Ontology annotation, molecular function: oxidoreductase activity, acting on the CH-OH group of donors, NAD or NADP as acceptor. Bases 1 to 963 code for a protein of 320 amino acids. NCBI's taxonomy places the organism in Eukaryota, Fungi, Ascomycota, Pichiomycetes, Pichiales, Pichiaceae.
AUGCUAUACAGAGCAAAUAAGGUGAUGCUCGACGUCUCCAAUCUUUUUGUCGGGAUGCUUUUUGAUGCAGACAAAGACAUUGUGCUCGUCACGGGGGGGUCGUCCGGUUUGGGGAGAGAGCUCGUGCUUCUGUUUUACAAUGCCGGCGCUCGUGUAGUAGUGUUUGACUUGGACGUGCCCAGUGAGGACUCCGAAAACUUGGUGGAAGGCGUGUACUACUUUGCAUGCGAUGUGUCCGAUCGCCAACAAGUGAGAGAGAAAGCAGAAGAGGUGUUCCACACGGUGGGUACUGUCACGAUUUUGAUCAACAACGCGGGAAUCACCACGGGGGACACGAUUCUCAACUUGAGCUUUGAGCAAAUUGAGAAGACCAUGGCGGUCAACCUCUUGUCCAGCUUCUAUACGAUCAAGACGUUCCUUCCAAACAUGCUCGCAAUCAAGAGAGGUUACAUUGUCACCAUCGCUUCCACCCUAGGGUACAUGUCGCCAGCACGGUUGAGCGCGUACGGGGCGUCAAAGUCCGGCUUGAUAGCGUUGCACGAGAGCUUGACCUAUGAGCUAGGUUCGCCAACCUUGAACACGACAGGCGUCAAGACGUUGUUGAUUUGCCCCGGACAGCUAAAGACACACCUGUUUGAAGGUGUCCGAACACCGUCAACACUUUUCGCUCCAGAGCUGGAGCCACGGGAUGUUGCAAAACAAGUGUUCAAGUCGGUGGUCUAUGGUUGUCGUGGAGAGAUCAAAAUUCCUUUCUACGGGAACUUUCUGCCUAUAUUCCGUUCUGCUCCCUGGCCAAUCGUUGCCGUCUUAAGGUAUUUUUCCGGCAUAGACACAAGUAUGAAAAAAUUCGUUGACAGGACAAAAGAGGCAACCACGAUUUCAAGUGCCUAUGUCUCAGAAAAAGCGUCCGUAGUGACAGGCAUCUUUGCAUCGAAACCGGAUAGCGUAGACCCGGCUUGGUGA